AUGACGUCGUCGACCGUCGAUUUUCGCCGGGGACGUCUGCCACGGUGGCCGGGAACGUCGAGGCGGUCGCCGAUGCUCAGCGCGCUCUUACUGCUCUCCGUGACGUCACCGACCCGCCAGCUGCCGGCCCAGCUCAGCGUUCGGAUGUGCGCCGACGGUAAUCCCGGGGACGGGCGCGGAGAUCGUGACGUUUGCGAGACGAACGGUUGCGUGCAGUCCGCGGCGUCCGUGUUGGCCAACAUGGACGACACGGUAGGGCCGUGCGACGAUUUUUACCGGUUCGCGUGCGGCAAGUUCACCAGGGACGCGCACAUCGACGACGACCAGACGUCGCGGACCACGUACUCGGCGGUCAACGACAAAAUCGUGGAAAAGUUGCACCGGCUGCUAGAGUCGCCGCGGUGCGGACAGGAGCCGCGGCACGUGGCGCUCGUCAAACGGCUGUACGGCAUGUGCAUGGACGUGCGCAGGCUGAACGAGAGGGGCGUCGGCCCGCUGCUGGACCUGAUCGCCGGUGUCGGCGGCUGGCCGCUACUGAACGGCGACCUGUGGAACGGCGACGGGUUCCGGUGGACCGACACCGUCUACAGGUUCCGCGAGCUGGGCCUGGGCGUCGACUACUUCGUCGAACUGUCCGUCAAGGUGGACCGCAUGCACACGUCCGAGUACAUCGUCGAACUGGACCACGCGGUCCCGUCGUUCAGCCCGCUGUACCUGAGGCGCGGGCUCGGUGACAAGAAGGUGAACAGCUACUACCGGUACAUGGUGAACGUGGCGGUCGCGCUGGGCGCCAACAGGACCCGGGCCGAAGCCGAGCUGCGGCGGUCGCUCGAGUUCGAGGUCUGUCUGGCCAGGAUAUCGCAGGUACGCGAACCGCGGGUCACAACGACGCUUUUUUUUUUCGCCGAACCUAUAACACCGCGUACCGCCGUUAAAAAACGGAAAAAAAAAGAAAAAGGUCCGUAACCGUACCCUUUCCCUCUCCCCCACCCCACGGGGAAGCGCGUUCGGACCGGCAACGUUAUUCGGGGCCCGUUCCGACUAAGAUUUGUUCGGACCCGUUCGGACCGAUUUCACACUCGUAAAUGAUGCACGCAAAGCGUUCUAUUAAAGCUUGCACGUCAAACCGCGGCCAAUGAUUCGUAAAAACCGAGUUUCGACAUUUCGGUUUCGCGUGAAAUAUCUGCGUGCCGAUUCGAUUGUUAAAAUGACCUUAAGUCCGCAGUUACAUUAAAUAAGAGGCGUGUUCAAAGAGAUCUCGCAGGACGGUUUGAAUUGCGCGCCGACGGAGCGUCCGAGAGCGGCAGUACUGAAAUCACUGGUAUCUGUGAUUUCUCAUCGGGAUACGUCUGUGUUUGCCGAUUCUCUGCGACUUUCUCGGUUUCGAUAUGACCGACGUUUUUGCAAAUUACGUUUUUCGUAUCUGACGAUUUUCACAGUGGAUACUAAAUAACAACUUGACAAGCUUUUGGGGGGGUGGGAGAAAUUCUCUUUCAUUCUGAUGAUUGUAUAAUGAUACAGAUUAUGAUCAUUAUUAUUGUGAUAAGGCGUCAAAAAGUUUUGAUUGUCAUUUAUCAUGCCGAAAUGUUCCCGACCUUCCCUGAAAUUAUUGUUAUUGUUUAUGAUCCACCGCAUUCUCGAGACAGACUUACACACGGCGCACGCGCAAUUGUUUAGUUACGAUUUGUCAGCGUAAGCCAUGUGAAACAACGUCGCGUUCCUCUAACCGACCGAGAUUAUGUUAACGAAACGGAAUGAAAAAUCCCCUCCGAUCGACUAGCAACUCGCCUCUUCCCGAAAACCACUUCUUUUGAAUAAAUAACGAAACCGCCGUAAUACGAAAAAAACGUUUUACGAAAACAGCGAUGAUGCCGAAACAACGAAGGCCGUAGACAAAAUACACAAGUAGAUGUGCUCAGAAGAAACCACGGAAUAUCAAAAUAGUGAUAUCAAAACCUACUGCACUUGGACGUACCGUUGGCGCGCAGUUCCGAACAGCCCUGCGAGUUCUUGAACACGCCUCGUAUACACGCAAUACACGUGUAGUGUUUUGUAGUUCUGCGUAGACAGUAUGGUUAGGUUGGGUUAUUUAUUUCAAAUGAACAAUAAUCACUUGCGUGUUUUCAUCUUUAAACAAGCCGUGCAAUUAACGAAUUAAAUUUGCACCGAAUUUUAUUUCCCGAAGUAAUUUUACAAUCAAUUAUCACGCAAGAUAUGGAUGAUAUUCAAUAUCGGUAAAAACAAGGAGCAGCAUUUUUAACCAUGCCAAAGACAGUCCUAAGCCUGUUAAAAUGGGAAGGAAAAUGCUGGUCCAAACGCGCUGUUUAAAACUAAUAUUUUCUAGCCCAAACGGGCCUUUGCAGAUCGGUUCGAACGGGUCCUGUCCUUUACACCGGUCCUGUACCGUACGGCGGCAUGGUAAACGGACAUUUUUCGUACGGCAGCCCGUCGUUUGAUUUGCGUGCCGCGGAUACUUUGUGCGGAAUAGACAGGUCUAUCGCAAGUAAUUAUCAUUUAUCCGCCGUCGACAAAAUCCUAAAAGCUCCACUUAUAGACCAAUAG
Molecule: messenger RNA, 2562 nt
Organism: Cinara cedri
Lineage: Eukaryota; Metazoa; Arthropoda; Insecta; Hemiptera; Aphididae
Source: the annotation of a GenBank genome assembly